Molecule: messenger RNA, 1032 nt
Organism: Exophiala bonariae
Lineage: Eukaryota; Fungi; Ascomycota; Eurotiomycetes; Chaetothyriales; Herpotrichiellaceae
Exons: 2
Coding region: 1-1032 (343 amino acids)
Molecular function (GO): oxidoreductase activity, acting on NAD(P)H
Source: RefSeq, a predicted model, not a curated record
AUGACAAACAAAGCUGCUUGGCUCACCGCUGCGAAAGCUCGACCUUUCAAGGUAGACGACGCACCAAUGCCCAUGCCGUCAGGGACCGAAAUCGUCGUCAGAAAUCAUGCCGUUGCGAUCAACCCGGUUGAUUGGGCUAUUCAAGCUACUGGUAUGUUCCCACUUCCAUAUCCUGCCGUGCUCGGUCUGGACGCGGCCGGCCAGGUCACUGCGGUCGGAGAAUCAGUCAGCAAGUUCAAAAUUGGAGAUCGUGUAGUCACUUCUCUUGAUCCUUUUGCGAAGAAGGAUCCACGAAGAGGUGCUUUCCAGCUGUACUCUCUGGCUAGGGAAGAAGGAACUGCAAAACUGCCGGACAGUAUCAAUUACUCUGAAGCUGCUGUCUUGCCACUGGCAGUGUCAACCUCGGCCAGUGCCCUAUUCCAGGAAGACACAUUGGGUUUACAACUUCCAAUGCCCAAUGCUACACCUACCGGUAAAGUCGUCUUGAUCUGGGGUGGCUCUACAAGUCUUGGUGCUUGUGCCAUUCAGCUUGUCGUCGCUGCAGGCUACGAGGUCGCCACCACUGCCAGCGCUCACAAUCUUGAUGCCAUGAAGGCCAUCGGAGCCAAGUUUGUCUACGAUCAUACUAAAGAGACUGUCGCCGAUGACAUCAUCACCGAUUUGAAGCAUUUGGAUUUUGGAGGAGCAUACUGUGCAGUCUUGACAACUGAAAGUAUCAAGCAAUGCGCCAAAAUAGCGAGAGAAUUUAAUGGCAAGAAACUCGUGCAGACUGUGCUUGGCGUCGAAAUGCCAUUCCCAGAAGGCUUGCCAGAAGAUAUCGCAUUCAGAAAUGUUUAUGGCACGUCCCUGCUUGAGAAUGAAGUCGGCACUGCCAUCUGGGGAAAUUACAUACCUGAAGCGUUGGCAGCUGGAUCGUUCAAAUGUGUGCCACCUCCCCUGAUCUUUGGUGAAGGCCUUGAUGCGAUCCAAGGUGCAUUGGAUCGAUGGAAGGAAGGUGUGUCAUACCAAAAGGUUGUGGUGGAGCUUCCAUGA